Molecule: messenger RNA, 282 nt
Organism: Ostertagia ostertagi
Lineage: Eukaryota; Metazoa; Nematoda; Chromadorea; Rhabditida; Trichostrongylidae
Source: the annotation of a GenBank genome assembly
AUGGGGAAGACAGAAGCUGGAGAUGAACCAGUGUCAUUUACAGAUACAAAUGCCGACACCGCCGCAGGAGGUAGCAAGGCUACAGGUUCAGCCAUGAUGGAUUUGAUUAGCGGCCUGCAAAAGGAAAAGGGCUCAACCACGGGAGGCUCAUCCACUACCAGCGGGUCAACAGUAAUCGCCAUAAUCUGGCUGGUUUCGCUAUUCGUUGUGUUUCUGAUUUGCGGAAUUUGGAGCGGUUUCGAUUUCAGUGCAACCAGUGACUCGGUGAAGGAUAAGAAAUAA